Messenger RNA from Aspergillus steynii IBT 23096, 739 nucleotides. RefSeq lists its product as uncharacterized. The record is from RefSeq and is a predicted model, not a curated record. The coding region runs from base 85 to 318 and encodes 77 amino acids. The transcript has a single exon. NCBI's taxonomy places the organism in Eukaryota, Fungi, Ascomycota, Eurotiomycetes, Eurotiales, Aspergillaceae.
CGAAAGAGGGGGAGAAAAAAAAGGAAAAGAAAAAAGUUGUGAGACUCGUGGGCGCGUUCCACUCCCUGGGAACUGAUUAAGAGAAUGGUUAUUGGACGUCGGUUCUUGCGACCUAGUUCCAUUCGUGGUACCGCAGCUAGGGUUGGCCAGGGUGGAUCGCAUCCAGUUUUCUGGCGGAUGAGAACAGCAAGAUCGUUAAUAAUAAUUACCGAGGGCGUGGACGGAGACUCCGUGGAAGCAGAAGAAUCAGCGCCAGAAACCAAUUUCACAAAAGAAAGGAAAUACGAGGCCCGGGUGGAAAGGGAGAAGAAAGGGUGAAGAGUCCCACCGGCCAAUAAGCCAUGAAUCCAUUAAUAGGAUGCAAUAUCAGGCUCGUUUUAGCCAGCCGUCCACCAGAUUGAGACAUCGCGCUUGUGGCGGACGUGGUUUGCCUAGUCCGAAGGCCGAACGAGCCGGCGGUGCCUCCAAUUCUGCAUUGACAGCUCCAUUUGCGGUCCCGAUGGGUUUGGUCAGUGGGAGUCCGACGACCGGCUUACAUAGUUAGUUAGCGUAGGGAGCUAUGGCGAGGACGGUGACACGCCGCUGGAAUGGGCCGAGUUCCUGGCCGAGCAAGCAAGGAGAAUAAUCACCGGAUCCCAAGGGAACCCGUUGGAAGGGUAAUUGGAGAACCAGAGAGAAAUCGGGUGGGGUGGGACCGACAGGCCCGCAGUGCCCCGGGAGGUCUUGGGAGAUGAAGCCG